This is a messenger RNA of Penicillium maclennaniae, 708 nucleotides long. RefSeq lists its product as uncharacterized. Lineage: Eukaryota; Fungi; Ascomycota; Eurotiomycetes; Eurotiales; Aspergillaceae. Bases 1 to 708 code for a protein of 235 amino acids. The record is from RefSeq and is a predicted model, not a curated record. The transcript is spliced from 2 exons.
AUGCGCUCUUUCAUCACUGCUCUUUUCAUGGCCGGUGCCGUCACGGCCCAAAUUACCAGUGAGUACCUCGACUGCGCUACUGCGGCCCUCGACGGAAUCGACGUCACAAAAUUCAACGAUUGCACCAACAUGACCAGCGCGGAAUGCCUGUGCGCCAACAAAGAUGCGAUCUCGGAGUUGACACAAUCUGCCAAAGACGCCUGCACAAAGGUCGGAAUCAGCGUGGAUGACCUCGAUGCCUCCCUGUGCGCUGCUAGCAGUGACAAGGUCGCUGCUCCCGCUCGCCAUGCCAGCAAGCCCAUGCAGCCCGCUGGGGACCUGCACAUGCGCGCCUACUCACCGAGCGAGGACGUCGAUGCCACCCGGCCCCAAGUGAUGACUGUCACUGUUACUGAGUCCUGCGCUUGCAAGGCUACCCCCACCAGCUCUAUGCACGUCUCUCAGAUCCCCGUCUAUGUGCCCGUUAGCAGUAGCAUGGGAGGUAUGGCUGCGGCCUCUUCCCCUGCCUGGUCUCAAGGUGUUGUUGUGGUCGGCGCCUCGUCUACCUCUGCCAUUUACAACUCCUGGAUGGCUACUCCUACCCCUAGCGGUGCUAGUGCCAACCACUUCAAGACUUUCCAGGGCGCUGCCCCCCAGGUCAACGCUGCCCACGGUGGUGUUGCUGCCGUAGGUAUCGCCGCUGUUAUGGGUCUGAUGAUUGCUCUGUAA